UAACACCUGGAAUUGCACUCACGGAGAUAAUGUGCCCUCUGCUCCCUUAAGAGCCGCCUCUGUCCCUAAGUCUCCCUGCGGGAGAGCUGCCUGUGGCCGGCGGGCCUCUGAGGUGCGGGCGGCUUGGCCACUGGCUAGCACAGACAGCAGGCGCCGCCUCCACCUCUGUUUACUUGUUGCCCCAGGAGAUGCUCCGCGUCCCGGGCUGCGCGCACCGCAGUGCUCCGGCUUCCUGGGUCCCAGCAACAUCCCCGGCCCCGGACAGCAUGAGCCACAGCAGUUCCUCGGGGUCCCUCAGGCCCGAGCGCCCCCGCGACGCCUCCUCGCCAGAGGAGACGGCCGAUCAUCCCCCAGAAGUCCGAGCUACCCAGGAACAGCUGAACCACUACCGGAAUGUGGCAGAAAAUGUCCAAAGUGAACUUGCAGCAACUUUGGUCAAAUUUGAAUGCGCUCAGUCUGAGCUUCGAGAACUCCGCUCUAAGGUGCUUUCUAAAGAAGUCUGCUGUCAGGAGCUGAAGGCCGAGAUGGAGAGCUAUAAAGAAAACAGUGCCAGAAAGUCGUCUCUCCUCACCUCUCUGAGGGGCAGAGUGCAAGAGCUGCAAGAAGAAUCAGCAACGUUUUCUGCUUAUAAGAUCAGAGCAGAGAGCUCUGCGCACGCCGUGAGGAAGGAGAACCAGGAACUCAUGAAGAAGGUUCUAGAACUGGAGGAGAAAUUACAAAACUGUUCAAAGGAAAAUGAAGAGUCUAAGAAACAAGGCUUGGAGAAUCUCCGGAAACAUGAGGAAAUUUGGACUCAGCUUUGUGAAUUCUUGAGUCUAGACACGAAGCAUGAGGAGACAUCGGAUAAAGAUUUAAUUUUAAAGUUUAGAGAGCUGUGCGAGGAAAACACAUCUCUGAAAGCACAAGUCAUUAGUCUUGAAGAGACAAUAAAUGUCCAUGAGAUGGAGGCAAAAGCUAACAGAGAAACCAUCGUGAGGCUGGCGGCCGAAGUCAGCAGGGAGCAGGAAAGAGCUGCCUCCUUGGCCAAGGAGAGAGAGCAGCUGAAUCAGGACGUGCUCAGCGCUGUGGAGGAGAGAACAGCUCUAGAGAGAAAAGCUAAGCUCUUCCAAGAACGGCUGCUUGCCGUGCAGCGGGCCUGGGAUGCUUCAAAGCAGGAGCUCAGCCAGCUGAGGAAGAGCUGCCAGCAGCUGGACCUGAGCGUGAAGGCCAGCCGGGAGGCCGCCGCGGCCUCGCAGAGCCAGAACUCCUGCUUCCGGGAGAAACUCGCAGCGCUUCUUAGCGGCAGAUUCGACAUACCCGAGCCCACAGAGGAUGCCUUAUUGGCGAGGGUUCGUGAGCUCGGCAUCCAGGAAGAGAGCCAGAAGAGGAUGGUCUCCCAGCUUGAAGUCCGGGUCUCAGAGCUUGUCGAGCAGUUGGGAAAAGAAUCCGAGGUUCACCAGAAAGCCCGACAGAGGGCUCACGAGGCGGAAGAGAAGCUGGAGACCCUUCAGCACCAGCUGAGUCACCUGGAGGGAGAGCUGCUCUCGGGAGACAUCUCAAGAGACAACUUGAGUCUUGAGAAGCAAAAAUAUCUGAAGUUUCUGGACCAGCUUUCAGAGAAAAUGAAAUUGGGCCACGUGGUUGCUGAACUUGGCUUUGACAUGCGUCUGGACGUACUUUUAGCUCGCAUAGAGCAGUUGGUCCACCUCGAAUCCAGUGCUGUCAUUGAAAACAAGACCAUUGCUCGCAACUUACAGAGAAAGCUAAAGACUCAGAAAGAAAGACUGGAGAGCAAAGAAGUACACAUGAACCUCCUUCGGCAGAAAAUUGCCCAGCUGCAGCAGGAGAAACAGGCACGCUCAGCUUUGGCGGUGGAAAAGGAUGAAGCCCAUCUCGCCGUCAGGAAGCUGGAAAAGAAAGUGGAGAGGAUGCAGAAGGAGCUGAGUGCUUGUCGGGAGCACAACGCUGAGCUCAAAGCCAAACUGGCGGACACCAGUGACCUCAAGAUUAAAACUUUGGAGCAGACCAAAGCCAUUGAAGACUUAAACAAAUCCCGAGACGAGUUGGAGAAAAUGAAGGAGCAAGUGGAGAAAAAGCUUAUGUCGGUCAAGUCAGAGCUGGAUAAUACUGAGGAGGAGGCUAAGGCAUACAAGGAAAGGGCCAGGGCCAUGAUCGAGGUGGCAGUCUUCGAACUGAAUACCAUGAGGAAGUCUCUGGAUGAAGCCGAGCGGAGGGAACAGCAGCUGGUGGACUUCCGGGAGGCGGUUUCCAGUUUGCUGGGCUUGAACACGACCUCUCUCGUGAUUCCUGACUGUGACAUCAUCAAAUGUCUAGAAAGACUGAUCCACCACCAUCACUUUGUUCCCUGUGCCUGCCUCACAGAUGUGAGUGCUGAGCAAGGCUCACAGUGCCAUCCAGAACUUCUGCACUGAGGGAGGAACCGAGAGACAGGGUAUAAUCCUCAAGUUGGGUAGUUUACAGAUUCCUAGUAUUUUUGAAAUCUGACUGGAGUGUGACUGUUAUAAUAUUAUGAUGACUUAGUGAGAGUAGAUCACGGGCAAAGAAGGUUUCCUUAAGGGCCAUGGCAAAGGCCGGAGAGAUGGCUCAGCAGGUAAAGGCGCUUGCUACCAAGCCUGACAACCCGAGUUCAGUUCCUGGGACUUCCAUGGCAGAAGGAGAGAGCUGACUUCUGCAAGCUGCCCUCUGCCUACUACGCAGGCUGUUACCUAAGUGUACACACACACAUACAUACACACACUGUUCCUCUCUCACACACACAUACACACACUCACUCUCUUACCCACAAAAGAAAUCAAUGUAAAAAAGGUGCCAGUCCCAGAGGAAUACUAAGCACUAAAACUAUCUGUACUUGGUUAGUUAGCACAUCGAGACCCACGGGAAUCCCCUGGGUCAUGCCUGCAUUGGCACCGAUGAGCACACAGUGCAGAACGGCCAAGCUGGAACGUUACUGGCAACUUUAAAGCUCAAGAUAAUCAUGUGAAGAAGUUUUCUGAAAAAUGUUAUUUAAAGUUACAUUUGUGUGUUUGUGUGUGCGCAGGUGCCAACAAAGCCCACAAGAGGUAGUCAGGGCCCUUGGAACUGGAGUUACAGGCAGUGUAAAGCACUUGAUGUGAGACUUGUUGGGUGCUGGGAGCUGAACUCGGUCCUCUGCAAGAGCAGCAAGUGCUGUUAACCACUGAGCCAUCUGUCCAGCCCACAGAAAACCUUCUCUCUCUCCAUGUACAUAAAAUCUGACACAUAAUAAUUGUGCCUGUUUAUAGAUUUCUGGGUGACAUUCCAAUCCAUGCAGACAAAGUGUAGCCAUGAGAUCAGGGUAACAUGGUGAAGUCUGAGCACAUUUAUUUACACGCUUUCCAGGGCCCAGAGACAGUUGUGCUAACACGUGUUCUACAUGGUUAGUGUGGGAGCCAGGAUGUACGAGGCAGAGGCUGUGCUUCUUAGAGCUCAGCCUCAGAUUCUCCGCAGUUUUGAGGCUACGAGGAUUCCCUGGCAAAAAGGAAGGAAGGCUAGCCUGCAGUCCAGUCAGGACAAGUCUAAAGGUGACAGAGUUUAAAAAGUGACUUAGUUGAAAGCUCUGACAGGUCUGAGAUGAUAAAAACGUGCCUGCUUUUACUAACACUCCCAGGUCACUCUAAGUGCUGGCUUUGAAAGUUUGGACAGGGCUAACUUCAGUUCUUUACAUUUAAAGUGUCUUGUAUGAGCCCAGUCUGACAGGUGAAUAAAUCCUCUUCAAUUUUAUUCGCAGCACACCAAAUACGCUUAACAGCACUUUUCAUGCCUGAGUUUAUUACAGAGUAGUCUCUCCCUUCUUUCAAAAUUUCUGUUGGACAAAUAUGUUUCAGAAAACUAUAUUCUUAGCACCACUGAGAGCAUUUUCUGUUGGACAGUUUAUCUGAUUUUACAUAUAUGAAAUACAGUAUAGAAGGCCCUGGAGGGGACAAGAAGGCCAACAGAGUCAACCCAAUUAGACCUGUGGGGCCUCCCAGAGAUGGAAGCACAAACCAAGGACCAUAAAUGGACUGGACCUAGGCCCCCUACACAUAUGUGACUAAUGGGCAGCUUAUUCUUCAUGUGGGUUCCCUAGUAAGUUGAGCAGGUGCUGUCUAUGACAUGGACUCUGUUGUCUGCGUUUCAAUCACUUCCUUCUAAUGGGGCUGCCUUGCCUGGCCUCAGUGGAUGAGGACGAGCUCAGUCCUGAUGUGACUUGAUGUGCUGGGGUGGGUUGGGGGGCUUCCCUUUUUCUGAGGAGGGGGGAGGGUAAUAGAAGGAAGAAGGUGGGAGGGUGGGACUGGGAGGAGAGGAGGGAGGGGGCUACAAUCAGGAUGUAAAAUGAAUAUAUAAAUUUAAAAAAAUAAACAUUUCUAAAUUGUC
Messenger RNA from Meriones unguiculatus (Mongolian gerbil), 4371 nucleotides. It is a transcript of the gene Ccdc170, whose product is annotated as coiled-coil domain containing 170. Lineage: Eukaryota; Metazoa; Chordata; Mammalia; Rodentia; Muridae. Gene Ontology annotation, cellular component: Golgi apparatus. The coding region runs from base 189 to 2411 and encodes 740 amino acids. Gene Ontology annotation, biological process: microtubule cytoskeleton organization. The transcript has 11 exons. Gene Ontology annotation, molecular function: microtubule binding. The record is from RefSeq and is a predicted model, not a curated record.